Messenger RNA from Danio aesculapii, 1622 nucleotides. RefSeq lists its product as uncharacterized. The record is from RefSeq and is a predicted model, not a curated record. Bases 1 to 1605 code for a protein of 534 amino acids. NCBI's taxonomy places the organism in Eukaryota, Metazoa, Chordata, Actinopteri, Cypriniformes, Danionidae. The transcript has 6 exons.
AUGGCGAACAGAUUCUCUGUAUAUGAUGGUGUUCUUGAUGGAGGAUUCAGAAACAGACUGAAACUGGACAAUAAAACUGGAUCUCUGAUCAUCACAGACAUCAGAGCCGAAGAUGCUGGAGUUUAUGAACUGCAGACCAAUCAGAUAAGCACGGCAGUCAUUCUUAAAGUCUCUAAUGAAAUGCGAGUGUGGGCCGAAAAAUCAGUCACUCUGAGCUCUGGUGUAACUAGACUGAGGAAUGAUGAUCAGAUUCAGUGGAGGUUUGGAGAUAAAGACACUUUAAUAGCUGAAAUCAUUCAACAGACCAACAGAUUCUCUGUAUUUGAUGAUGUUCUUGAUGGGAGAUUCAGAGACAGACUAAAACUGGACAAGAGAACUGGAUCGCUGACCAUCCCGGACACCAGAACUGAACAUGCUGGAGUUUAUAAACUACAGACCAACAAUGAAAUCAACACUGUUAAACUGAAAGUUAGGGCAUUUAAAGAAGUGUCUGUGACAAUGGGAGAUUCAGUCACUCUGAGCUCUGGUGUUACUGAAAUUAUGGAUGAUGAUCAGAUUCAGUGGAGGUUUGGAGAUGAAGACAAUUUAAUAGCAGAAGUCAAUAUAACGACCAUUAAAUUCUCUGUACAUGAUGAUGUUCUUCGUGGAAGAUUCAGAGACAGACUGAAACUGGACAGUAAAACUGGAUCUCUGUCCAUCACAGACACCACUGUUGAAUAUAAAGGAGAUUAUAAACUACAGACCAACUAUAUUGAUUUUACUUUCCGUCUCAUUGUCUGUGAUGACAUAUCAGUGAAGGAGGGAGAUUCAGUCACUCUAAACUCUGAUCUCACUAAACUGAAAAAAUAUGAUCAGAUAGAGUGGAGGUUUGGAGAUGAAGACACUUUAAUAGCUGAAAUCUAUAAACAGACCAACAGAUUCUCUGUAUUUGAUGAUGUUCUUGAUGGGAGAUUCAGAGACAGACUGAAACUGGACAAUAAAACUGGAUCUCUGACCAUCACAGACACCAGAACUGAACAUGCUGGAGUUUAUAAACUAUUGUUCAACUAUAAGAGAGAAAUACAAUUCAUUCUCACUGUCGCUCCUCUGCCUGUUCCUGUCCUCAUCUUCAACUCUUCUCAAUGUUCUUCAUCCUCAUCUUCAUCAGUGCAGUAUUGUUCAGUGCUGUGUUCAGUGGUGAAUGUGAGCGCUGUGAGUCUCUCCUGGUACAAAGGAAACAGUUUAUUGUCCAGCAUCAGUGUGUCUGAUCUCAGCAUCAGUCUCUCUCUACCUCUGGAGGUGGAAUAUCAGGAGAACAACACCUACAGCUGUGUGAUCAACAACACCAUCAGCAACCAGACUCAACAUCUGGACAUCAGUCAACUCUGUCCCACAUGUUCAGACUCUGUUCACUGCUGUGGUCCUACUGAAGCUGCGAUCCGAUUGGUCCUCUCUGCUCUGGUGGGCGUGGCUACUGUCAUUAUUGUGCUUAAUGACAUCAGAUCCAGAAGAGCUCAGAAGAGGGUUGGGGAGAGAUUAUCAUUUGUUUGCGGGCAUCCAAGAGUCUCUACGCAUAUGCAGGAGACUCCCGGAACUUCCGGGAGACUUGGGAUGUCUGGAUAUUAGUGUAUUAAUGUGCCUCA